Messenger RNA from Pristis pectinata (smalltooth sawfish), 1164 nucleotides. Its product is annotated as G-protein coupled bile acid receptor 1-like. The record is from RefSeq and is a predicted model, not a curated record. The transcript is spliced from 2 exons. Gene Ontology annotation, molecular function: G protein-coupled receptor activity. Gene Ontology annotation, biological process: G protein-coupled receptor signaling pathway. NCBI's taxonomy places the organism in Eukaryota, Metazoa, Chordata, Chondrichthyes, Rhinopristiformes, Pristidae. The coding region runs from base 1 to 1164 and encodes 387 amino acids. Gene Ontology annotation, cellular component: membrane.
AUGACUCUGCGGCACCGAGAGGCAAUGCGACGCGGUGGGGUGGCCGCAGCGAACCUCCCGGAGGGAGACAUCCAGAGACACUCGGCGCAGCGGCUGCGGACCGUGGGACGUGGGUCAGCGGUGGGGAGCUGGACCCCCCCGGCCCGGGACAUGAACGGCAGCGGGCUCGGCUGCUCCAACCACUCCGGAGGCUGCCUGACCCCGCACCAGGCGCUCAUCCACUGGCUGACGCUGCCCCUCUCCGGCAUCAUCGUGGCGGGCAACCUGCUGGUCGUGGGGACCCUCCUGGGCAGCAGGAGGACGCACGCCGCCACCGACCGCUUCUUCCUGAGCCUGGCGCUGGCCGACUUGGCGACGGGGGUGGUCCUGCCCUCGGUGCCCGGCCUGGGCUUCGGCCGCCCCCUGGCCCCCCGCCUCUGCUUCUUCGCCCACCUCUUCCCCAACUUCAUCCUGUUGUCGCUGAUGGCCAACGUGUUGCUGGUUCACUGCGACCGCUACCUCUACAUCGCCCGGCCGCUGCGCUACCACCGCGCCUGGCUGCGGCACCGUGCCCCCGCCGCCCUUCUGGCCGUCUGGCUGCUACCCCUCCUCUUCGCCUCGCUGCCGCUGCUGGGCUGGAACCGCUGGCCGGCGUCCGAGCCCCACCACUGCCACUUCAGCCUGGUCUUCCCCCCGGAGUACAUCUACCUGGAGGUGUACGGUCUGCUGAUACCCGCCAUCCUGGCCAGCGGCGCCCUGAACGCCUGUCUCCUCCGGCUAGCCCGCGGGCAGAUGCGGGACAUCCAGCGGCAGUGCAGGGCGGUGCGGGGAAGGGCCCCGGCGCUGGAGCACCAGCUCAACCUCAGGCUCGCCAAGAGUGUCACGGGCUUCCUCCUCGUCUUCCUGGGCUGCUGGCUGCCUUACAUCGUUCACCUGCACGCCCGCUUCCUGGGGCCGGCCGGCGGAGCCCGGGCGCACAUCGUCCUGUCCUGCCUCGGGAUCUGCAGCGCUGCCCUGCUCCCCUUCGCCCUGGCCCUGGGCAACAGGGAGUACCUGCGGGUCUGGAGCCGAGCCUGCGGCCGGAGGCGUCCCCCGAGCUUGGAGUCGGGCGCUCGCGGGCUUUGCCGUCCGCCCCCGGCCGGACCCGCGGGGUGCGACCCUGCCCCAGACGCGGGCAUCGGGUGA